Molecule: messenger RNA, 502 nt
Organism: Dentiscutata erythropus
Lineage: Eukaryota; Fungi; Glomeromycota; Glomeromycetes; Diversisporales; Gigasporaceae
Source: the annotation of a GenBank genome assembly
AUGAUAGAGUUAUUAUAUGGGUAUCUGGGUGUAACUAAUUUCACACAUAAACCCGACUAUAAAAACCGACAAAUGAGAGCUGCACAGGGAAAACCUGUUUUCCCUGUGCAGCUCUCAAAUGAUGUAAAUGGUUGUCAGUCACAAGCAAUGCAUGCAUGCAAUAGUCAACAACAUCCAAUAUUGAAUGACAUUUUAUUUGAACUCGAGGAGUUAUCGAAAGAAAAAACUAUAGAAUUUAUUACAAAUUUUGUUGAAGGUGACAAACAAACUGCACAGUUAACAUCAAAAACUUCAACAUUGUCAGGGAACUUGGCUUUUUCUUAUGAUAGUGGUCAACAGAGCAUGUCUCUCUAUUACAUUCCUAUACAAUUUGACCAUGCAAAUAUUUCAAAAUGCUCAGGAAGCUUGGAUUUUUUGAAUGCAACUGCCCAACAAAGUAUUCACCUCAAAAACAUUUGUACGUUGCCUGAAAACAAAAAUUCUUCUAAAGAACUUGCAAGAA